AUGGUCCAGCUAUGGUCCGUCUCGGCGAUCUUCGCCCUGCACAUCCUCCGUCUUGAGGCGGCGACCCUCGGCUACGAACCUCGCUAUGCGGUUUCUACAGAUUUGCAGGUUCGAGCUCUUCCCGACUCUCCCAGUGGUGGCUACGCUCCAGAGGUUGUCGACUGUCCUCGCACGCGACCAACCAUUCGUACAGCAGAUGCUCUGUCGGAUGAGGAAACCUCGUGGAUUCCUGUCCGCAGGAACAACACCUUUGACCCUAUGCGUAAGCUACUUGAGAAUGCCGCCAUCCCCAACUUCAACGCGACUUCCUAUCUCGACAGGGUCCGCGACAACACCACCGCCCUACCCAACAUUGGCAUCGCCAUCUCUGGCGGUGGCUAUCGCGCCCUAAUGAACGGAGCCGGGUUCUUGUCAGCUGCCGACUCACGAACCGGACACGACAGCGCCGUCAGCGGGCUUUUGCAGGCGUCGACUUACCUUGCCGGGCUAUCCGGUGGUGGCUGGCUCGUGGGGUCCAUGUUCGCCAACAACUUCUCCACCAUUCCCGAUCUGCAACGGGGCGCUGAAGGGUCCUCGCUUUGGCGGUUCGACCGGUCAAUCUUUGAGGGGCCCGAGGAGAGGGGGAUUGGGAUUUUGAAUACGGUCGAUUACUGGACUCAGGUUGUGGAUGCCGUCGAUGAGAAGGCCAAAGGAUGGGACACGUCCAUCACGGAUUUCUGGGGCCGCGCUCUUUCUUAUCAGCUGAUCAACGCCUCAGAAGGUGGUCCGGCCUACACGUUCUCGUCGAUCCAGGAUACUUCGUCUUUCAAGGAUGCCGACACACCGUUCCCGAUUCUUGUCUCCGAUGAGCGCGCCCCCGGUCAGCGCAUCAUCUCGUUAAACGCGACCGUCUUUGAGUUCAAUCCCUACGAACUCGGCUCCUGGGAUCCCACAACCUUUGGAUUUGCUCCCCUCCGUUAUCUGGCUUCCAACUUUAGCGAUGGCUCGGUUUCUCGCAACGGUAAAUGUGUCCGUGGUUUCGACCAGUUUGGCUUCGUCAUGGGCACCUCUUCAUCCCUCUUCAACCAAUUUCUCCUCCAGAAUGUCACUGCAGUUGGCGAAGAUUCUGGCAUUCCAUCCUUCCUCACAAAGGCCGUUGAAAACGUCCUCAAGGGUCUGGAUAAAGAUGACAACGACAUCGCCCAAUACGCGCCUAACCCGUUCCGCGGCUGGAACCCCUCUACCAACCCUAGUGAGAAGGAUUUCCAGCUCUCGUUGGUGGAUGGUGGUGAGGAUUUGCAAAAUAUCCCCCUUCAUCCGUUGAUCCAGCCUAUUCGUGGCGUGGACAUUAUCUUUGCCAUUGACUCGUCUGCUGAUACUAACAAUAAUUGGCCCAACGGCACUGCCCUGCGUGCUUCGUACGACCGUUCUCUGGAGGAUAUUGGCAAUGGUACUCUGUUCCCUCCCGUGCCUUCUGCCGAGACUUUCAUCAACAACGGCCUUAACCGGCGUCCUACCAUGUUUGGCUGCGACGCGGACAACUUUACGCUCUCCGAUGGACAGGUUGUGCCGCCCCUGGUUGUCUACGUCCCGAAUGCGCCGUACACGACCUUGAGCAAUGUCUCUACAUUCAAGCCCUCUUACACCAUCGAACAGCGCGACCAGAUCAUCACAAACGGCUUCAACUCCGCCACACAGGGCAACGGGACCGUCAACAAGGACUGGCCCGUGUGUGUCGCCUGUGCCAUCAUGAGCCGCAGCUGGUGGAAGGCCGGAGAGACCGUUCCUGAUGCAUGCCAGACUUGCUUCGAUAAAUACUGCUGGGACGGAAAGUCUAACAAUACCCGUGUCAACGACUAUGAGCCUAGCUUCAUCAUCAAGAAUGAGACUGAGGAUAGUAACGAUGCCAACGGUCUUGGACAUAACUUUGCGCUUACUGUUGGGGUUGCCUUGGCUGUUGUGUUCUUUGGAUACUGA
Molecule: messenger RNA, 1956 nt
Organism: Fusarium keratoplasticum
Lineage: Eukaryota; Fungi; Ascomycota; Sordariomycetes; Hypocreales; Nectriaceae
Product: Lysophospholipase
Exons: 1
Coding region: 1-1956 (651 amino acids)
Biological process (GO): glycerophospholipid catabolic process
Cellular component (GO): intracellular membrane-bounded organelle; cytosol
Molecular function (GO): A2-type glycerophospholipase activity
Source: RefSeq, a predicted model, not a curated record